Raphanus sativus (radish) is the source of this 1187-nucleotide messenger RNA. RefSeq names its product peroxidase 44-like. The coding region runs from base 40 to 978 and encodes 312 amino acids. The record is from RefSeq and is a predicted model, not a curated record. Lineage: Eukaryota; Viridiplantae; Streptophyta; Magnoliopsida; Brassicales; Brassicaceae. Gene Ontology annotation, molecular function: peroxidase activity; heme binding. Gene Ontology annotation, cellular component: plasmodesma; plant-type cell wall. Gene Ontology annotation, biological process: hydrogen peroxide catabolic process; response to oxidative stress. The transcript is spliced from 3 exons.
ACAUUCACAGGAGAGGCAAAGCAGAGCUCAUCAUUCAAAAUGAGGUCAAUCACAGCUUUGUUUUUCCUUUUCUGCUUCCUUGUCCCAUCUGCUUUGGCGCAGCUCCGCUUUGGGUUCUACGGCCGAUCAUGCCCCCGUGCGGAAUCUAUCGUUGCUAAUGUUGUUGCCAACCGUUUCCGCCGUGACCGUAGCAUCGCUGCAGCAUUGCUUCGUAUGCAUUUUCAUGAUUGCUUUGUCAGGGGUUGUGAUGCCUCCCUCUUGAUCGACCCAAGACCCGGAAGGCCAUCAGAGAAAAGCACCGGACCAAAUGCAAGUGUCAGAGGCUACGAGAUCAUUGAUGAGGCCAAAAGACAGCUCGAGGCUGCCUGCCCCCGAACUGUCUCAUGCGCAGACAUUGUAACUCUAGCCACCAGAGACUCAGUCGCAUUAGCUGGUGGUCCAAGGUACUCAGUACCAACAGGAAGACGUGAUGGAUUAAGGUCAAACCCAGCCGAUGUGAACUUGCCCGGACCAACAAUUCCAGUGGGUGCAUCCAUCCAAUUAUUUGCAGCUCAAGGUAUGAAUACGAACGACAUGGUUACACUUAUUGGUGGUGGCCACAGCGUUGGUGUUGUGCAUUGUAGUCUCAUCCAAGAUAGACUUAAUGACCCCGCAAUGGACCGCUCAUUAAAUGCUAGGUUGAGGAACACAUGCCGUUCUCCAAAUGACCCAACGGUAUUCUUGGACCAAAGGACUCCAUUCAUCGUGGAUAACGCAAUCUACGGAGAGAUCCGAAGGCAAAGAGGUGUCAUGAGGAUUGAUCAAAACAUGGGUCUUGAUGGGUCAACCCGUGGAAUUGUGUCGAGCUUUGCACAAAACAAUGCACUCUUUAGGAAGAGAUUUGCUGAAGCAAUGGUGAAAAUGGGUAGGAUUAGGGUUCUUACCGGGCGUUCUGGAGAAAUCAGGAGAAACUGCAGAGUGUUUAACAACGGACGUUGAUUCUACACUGACGUUGAUUCUACACUGUCCUGACCACUGUUUGUUUUUUUCUUUUGCUUUUCCCCAUUUUUACUCUUUUGAAUAAUCAACCGCAAGUUUGUUUGUUUCCCUGCAAUCAUAUUCUAUUGUUUUCUUGUUUUGAUAUGUAACUGCAUUUUAUAAUUUCUUCUGUUAUUUUUUGUUACUUCUCAUGCUAUUCAAUUGUGUGC